CCAUCUGAUGCAUUUUGGGAGAUGAAGGUGUAUAGCAACCUAGGGGCAAGACACUAGAGCCCGGCUCCCGUCUCCUGCAGUCCUGCUCCGGAAAAAUACUGCACCAGGAAUGACCGGCAUCCUGACCAGCUGAUGUGCUUCAGACAAGAGGCGUAUGUUAUUUAUGAAGUCAAGGCUGCUGAGGGGAGGGACCUUCAGGAGUUUGUUGACUCGGAGCGAGCGAGCCACUUAAACAGAAGUUGUGGAGUAAGAAGGAGGGACGAACUGCUGAGCGUGAGCUCCAGUAUCUAGGAUUACAGAGCGAGAGUACCUGCUCACUGAGAAUAGUGAAACUGUUUUGUGCCCUCCCUGCCGCGGGCCCGGGACAGGCAGAGGACAGGGCACACGGGACACAGGGUACAGGGCACGAUUAUGGGACAGGGAGCGAGUACUCGGACUUUAAACCCGAACCCUGCCUACAUAACAGGUGAUGAAGUGGAUCAUAGCGUCCCGGAGAGCGAUGGAGCAGGAAACCCUGUGGCGAAGGGCAAGGGCAAGUUCCCCAGCCUGGGCAAUUUUUUCAAACCCUGGAAGUGGAGGAAGAAGAGAAGCAGCGAAAAGUUCAAGGAGACAUCUGAAGUGCUGGAGAGGAAGAUUUCGAUGAGGAAACCCAGAGAGGAGCUGAUCGAGCGAGGGUUACUGAAGGACAUCCCAGAAAAUAGUACGGCAACCCAGCUUGCUCAUGAGAGUAAUGACGUGAAUCACAAAGCUCCUCCGGUGAAGAACGGCCACACUGCUCCAGUGCCUGGAGAGCGCAGGUCAGACACAGGGUCAGAGGUCAAGGCGCCGUCUUCACGGCCACAAGGAGAAGAACAGAGGAACAGCCUCGCACCCGAACCGGAGCGCCGCAACCGAGCGCCCUCCGACGUCAGUCGCAACCGCCAGCCGCUGGACGUGGACGCUCGGACGCGGAUACCACCCGACACAGACCGACGCAGCCGACCCGAGUCAGACCUGGAGAGACCAGCGGGAUCUUUACAGAGAGAGAGACCAGGACAGGAGGAGGGACGAUAUCGGCGGGAGGAAAGAGACGAGAAAGCAGGCAAGGACCGAGAACGACGGGAUAGAAAAGAUGACCGGGAAGGAAGAGGCGAACGCAGAGAUGAACGAGAUAGACGAGACAGGAGGCCGGAUAAAGAGGACGGGUAUGGAAAAGGUGAGCGAGAGGAACGCGAGAAAGAGAGGAGGAAUGACAGGGAAAAGCGGGAAGAGAAAGACUUGAGAGAAAACAAGGACAGAAAACAGCCACGGGACAGGAAAGAGGAUCACGAAAGACGGGAUGAGCCCGAGAGAGUAGACGAGCGAAAGGAGCAGAACGAGAGGAGAGAAGACCGGGAUCGGGAUAGACGCGAGGAAAGAGACCGGAAAGAUGAGAGAGAACGGAGAGACGUCAGGAGGCCAGAGCCUGUGAAACAUGUGUCCGAUGGGAAACUCUUCCGGCCUCAGUCAGAACAGGAGAUGCGUCCUCUUUCUCAGAAGAGCUCGUCUGACAUCGGACUGAAGGUCCGGCCCUUUUCAGAGGCCGUCCAGAGCAGCACACUGCCACGAUACACACCUGCAGAGGAGGAGUCCAGGGCACGCACAGGAUCAGUGGGUGUGCGGUUUGUUCCCGAGCCCAAACCUGCACCAAUCACCUCCACUAAAGAGUCCCAGCUGCCCCCUAAACAGGCCAUUCUCCCUCCAAAGUGGCUGAUGGGUUCCUCCUCCACUGAGACUGCUCCGGUCCCAUCCUCCUCCUCCUCCUCAUCAUCAUCGUCUUCAUCAUCAUCCUCUGCUCCUCCCAUUGCUAAGCCUCCUCCUCGGACUGUGUCUUUAAACGUAGACGACUCCUCCCGCAAUAAUCCCAGUCCUCCCGUAACAGCAGGAGACUGUGAAGUCCCUCCCACUGCUCCCUCCCAAUCCACCCCUCCCACGGCACCCUCCCACUCCAACCCUCCCACUGCUCCCUCCCAAUCCACCCCUCCUGCCCCCAAACAGCCACCAGUGCCCCCUCCCAAACCCACCCAGCACAACAGCAACACAGCGCUGCAAGCUUCAACGUUACAAAGAUCUUACAAAGCUUCGCCUCCUCAGUACUGGACGAGAUGGAGAUGGCAGGCAGACUCUGGAGGCUAUCUCUCCCUGCCCACCUACCUCAGCCAAAGGGGUGCUCAGCUCCGCCCAGUGGAUCCCUCUCAAGUCCCGGUCCAAGUCAAGCGAUCUCCUCCCGUUCCUCCAAAGAGGAUGACUCCUGUGACCAAACACCACUCAGAUGACUCUUCGGCCAAUCAGCAUGAGCCUCCGUCUCCAGGCCCCACCUCCAUCCCAGUCCCAGCCCCUGCUUCUGUCCCGCCCCCUGCCCAAUCAGAUGACAGUAGAAACUCAAACUCUGAAGCACUCUCUCCUCCUCCGAACCAUAUCCCGCCAACCCCUCCUCGUGCCCACCCACCCCCUGAGGUCCCCCACGUGGACCCGCCCAGCCCUACCACAGAGCCGCCCUCUCAUCUGCCCUUACCUCUGUACUUGCGUAUCCAGAAAGCCUUGAGCAGCCCAGGCCCAGUCCAGGCCAACCCGGAGGGAUCCCAGCGAGCUCAUUCGCUUCUGUUUGAAUUACCGCCGGACUUUCUCACGGAGGCCCCAGGAGGGGGGCGGUACUCUCUUCCCGUCACUAUCGAACCUCUGCGACUGCCUGAAGAUGAUGAUUUUGACAUUGAAGAAGAGCUGGAGAAGCUGCGACCCGCCCCUCGGCCCACACAGCAGCCGGAGCUGGAGGCGCGCAGUCGUCGCUGUCUGGUGGGAGACCCGCGGGUCACUAUCAUUCCUGAAGAUGCGGGACAUGCAAACAGUGAUGAUGAGGACGGUGGGAGUGAUUCGGAUGGACCCAUCCUUUACAGAGACGACGAUGAAGAAGAUGAGGAUGUUCCCAUGAGUGGUCUCGCGCUCCGUGUGAAGCGUAAGGACACUUUGGCACUGAAGCUGGAGCGUCAGCUGGAGAAGGAGCAGUCUCCGGACCAGGAGAACAUCACCUGGAACAACAAAGAGCAGUGGGAAGCUGUCCGCAGCAAGAUCGGCACCGCACUCACAAGGAGGUUGAGUCAGAGACCCACCGCACAAGAGCUUGAGCAGAGAAACAUCCUGCUAGCCAAGAAUGAAGCUGACCGACGAGCAGAAAGGAGUGAAAUCAAGCGCAGACUGACCAGAAAGUUGUCCCAGAGGCCCACGGUGGCCGAGCUGCAGGCCAGAAAGAUCCUGCGCUUUCAUGAGUAUGUGGAGUCCACUCACGCUCAAGACUACGACCGGCGCGCAGACAAACCCUGGACCAAACUCACCCCUGCUGACAAGGCGGCCAUAAGAAAAGAGCUGAACGAGUUUAAGAGCUCAGAAAUGGAAGUUCACGUGGAGAGCAGGAUAUACACCAGGUUUCAUCGGCCAUAAUCGUCAUCUGAGAGGAGGAAGCAGCUAAAAGCCUGAUCUCACCGCAGCAUCCUGUUUGCCAUGAUCCAGGCCAGCCGCUCAGUGCUCUGGACAGGAAGUGAUGCGGGUGUGUGCAGGAAGCUGCUACUCUUUCAUUCAGACACUUGGGGAGCAGGUUUAGAGGACCAGCGCUCUGCAGAGUAUUUCCAGGAGAAGAGGACACAGGACUGGUUUAAUUGUCUUCAUGGUGCACACGUUUCUGAGAUCAAGAAUAGGCUUGUGUACAUAACAAUAAUACUUUUAUGGAAAUUAUGACACUGGUGAUUAAACUGUUUGAGUGGUGAGCGAUUGUGAGAGAUGUGGUUGGUUGGGUGUGUGUGAAAGUGUGUGUGUGUGUGUGUGUAAUGAUAAAUGCUGUCCACUUCUGCCUUAACACUGGUGCAUGACUUUCUUUAGCAUGACUUCUGAGGAAUACAGAAGACGGUCUGUUGACAGCUGCAUUUAGCACUGUUUCUCACGCUGAACACACACUUACUGGUGUGUGUGGGUCUGAAAGCACAUCUUUGAUAUUCUCAGGACAUCAGCACACAGUCUCACUUUCUCUUUAUGUGCAUUUUACUGUAAAUCACCAUAGUUUUACCUUUUCACACUGAUAAAACACCUGCUUUAAUCUUUGUUACUCUCUCUUUUUAACCGUAUAGCACUCCACUUUAGAUAUUUUAAAGUGAAUCCCACAAAAACAGUCCAUAUUUUAUCCCUGAAAUCAUAAGAAUGUUUUUUUAGCAUGGAGAAAAUUAAGUCUAUACAUCAGAAAGCAUUGUGAUAUUAUUUGCAUCAUUUAAGCAUCAUUUCCCCCUUAAUUAUUCUAAUAGUAUGUUUCUCAUGUGCAUUAAACUCAAUGGUAAAUAUUGUUACUGUAAUAGAUUUUUUUUUAUUACAGUAAAAUACUAAAAUACACUUUUUUUCAUAUAAACAUGGAUUAAAAGCAAUUAAAAAACAUCAAGUUACCAUAAUAAAAUGUUUUAUUUAUUUUUAUUUCAUUUUCUUUUUUGUCAUAUCACUGGAAUGAUUUUUUUUUUUCUUCACAAUGCCAAACAUUUGAAUGAUCCUAAAGCUCCUUCUUUAAGCAAAGCGUUAUUUUCUUUUUUUCUUUUUUGGUGUCAACAUAUUGUUGACCGUUUUCAUGAGAUUCAGCUCUUGAUGAUGAUAUAAUUCACCAUGCAUUGAACAAUUGAAAACAAAAUGGUUGAUGUUACAUCAUGCAGUUAUUGUAAAAAUCAUGCGUUUUUGAGUGGUACAGAAGAUGAAACUCAUUUCCAUGUCACUGCUUGUGUAAUGCUACACGUUUUGUAGGCCAGAGGACCUGUGCACUGUAUAGAGACAUGCUGUAGAUUCAAUUGUAUUGUAUAUCUCGUCUUCCUGAUAUCAGAAAUGUGUUUGAAUUGUAAUUAUAGUGUUACACUAUCCUGUUUUUAUAAGGUACAAACAGAAUGACUACAGGUUAAGUGAUACAAUGACAUGGUACAGAACAGCUGUAUAGAUACUUUUUUAUGUAAAGCUAUAUUAAAAGGUCUGUCGAUUAAUACAUGUGCAUUCAUUUCA
Messenger RNA from Carassius auratus (goldfish), 5034 nucleotides. Its product is annotated as phosphatase and actin regulator 4A. Gene Ontology annotation, biological process: actin cytoskeleton organization; neural crest cell migration. The coding region runs from base 412 to 3453 and encodes 1013 amino acids. Gene Ontology annotation, molecular function: actin binding. The transcript is spliced from 14 exons. The record is from RefSeq and is a predicted model, not a curated record. NCBI's taxonomy places the organism in Eukaryota, Metazoa, Chordata, Actinopteri, Cypriniformes, Cyprinidae.